Molecule: messenger RNA, 5459 nt
Organism: Danio aesculapii
Lineage: Eukaryota; Metazoa; Chordata; Actinopteri; Cypriniformes; Danionidae
Gene: slc4a7
Product: solute carrier family 4 member 7
Exons: 27
Coding region: 361-4227 (1288 amino acids)
Biological process (GO): monoatomic anion transport; transmembrane transport; bicarbonate transport
Cellular component (GO): basolateral plasma membrane; plasma membrane; apical plasma membrane
Molecular function (GO): monoatomic anion transmembrane transporter activity; sodium:bicarbonate symporter activity; solute:inorganic anion antiporter activity
Source: RefSeq, a predicted model, not a curated record
GCCGACGUCAGUUUGAGAAGCGUGCGCUGGCAGCGUCUUGCAGGAUCCUCUCUCACUUCUGCUUCCUAAAGUCAGACGCUGAUACAGUCCGAUAUUGAGUAAAACGGAUUGCUACUUAAGUUUGCAGACUUCCUUUUUAGUAGAUCCUGAGUGUACAGUAGCUUGUCAUUCCUUUUUGAUUUUUAACCUGUUAGUUUUGAUUGUUUUAUUAACUUAAUCUGUAGAAUAGCGGAUCAUUAUCAAGAUCUGUGGCCCUGAGCAACUACAUGAUUGGAGUUUUUGUUGUUUUAAGUGUUGAUUGAUUUUUUUCAUUUUUUAUUUUGGUAACGUUUUGAAGACCCUCCCCAGAGUCUGAGAACAAUGCAGGACUUCUGGGGAGAUGUUGCGCACAUGAGGACCACCAUAGGAGCUACAGCUUCUUCGGGCAAUGAUGAUGAAGCUGUUGUUGACCAGGGGAAAACCAGCUCUAACAUUCACACAAACUUUGAAAAAGAGGAACUUGAAAGUCACAGAGCAGUUUAUGUUGGCGUACAUGUACCUUUAGGAAGACAAAGCAGACGGAGACACCGACACCGUGGUCAUAAGCACCAUCGGAAAAGGAAAGACAGAGGGUCUGAGCGAGAGGACGGCAGAGAAUCGCCAACGUAUGACACUCCUUCACAGAGGGUCCAGUUUAUCCUUGGCACAGAGGAUGAUGAUGAGGAGCACAUUCCUCAUGACCUCUUCACUGAGCUCGACGAGCUGUGCUUCCGCGACGGGCUCACUUGUGAGUGGAAAGAGACAGCCAGGUGGCUAAAGUUUGAGGAGGAUGUAGAGGAUGGAGGAGAGCGCUGGAGUAAGCCUUACGUCGCCACGCUUUCUUUGCACAGCCUGUUUGAGUUGCGCAGCUGCAUUCUCAAUGGCACAGUCAUGCUGGACAUGAGAGCAAACAGCAUUGAGGAGAUAGCAGACAUGGUAUUAGACAACAUGGUGGCAUCAGAGCAGCUGGACGAGGGUUUAAGAGAGAAGGUACGGGACGCGGUGCUGAAAAGACAUCAUCACCAGAACGAGAAGAAGCUCAGCAAUCGCAUCCCGCUCGUGCGCUCCUUCGCCGAUAUAGGCAAGAAACAUUCAGACCCGCACUUGCUUGAGAGGAAUGGGGAGGGUCUCUCUACCUCCCGUCUGUCCCUCCUCAGACGUACCUCCUCCACCUCCACCCCUCCCGGUUCACGCCGUCCCUCCAGAGAGUCCCGCUACUCCCGUUCCUCCAUCAUCCUCAACCAGCUUCUGUCCAGCGCCAACUCCACCCCCUCCGCCACCCCUCAAAACUCGCCCCCCACCGCCCACCGCGCUUCGCCAUCCCUCCACUCCCCAGGACCCUCUCAGCAGGGCCCCGAGCUGCUGGUGGCGAGGGGAGACCGGGACGACAUUCCAGAGGUCGUGGUGUUCCCACCGGAGGAGGAUGAGGAGGAACCGCUGGCACCCUUUUACGCCAUUCAGGAUGAGAAGGUGGUUCAUGACCCGACCAGGCUCUUGCCCCUUCCGCAGUCAGGUCUUCUUGCAUCGCCCCAGUCGGCUCCGGGGAGCCUGGAGAACAGUAAGCCCAGUGAAAGCCGGAUAAAUGGCACCGGUGGCAGCAGGGAAAACAGCACAGUGGACUUCAGCAGAGACAGCCAGUCCCCUUUUCACUGUAGUUGCGGCUCUCUGGGAGUGGGCAGCAAAAGGCCUGCUGUGGACAUGAAUUUUAUGAAGAAAAUCCCACCUGGUGCUGAAGCUUCAAAUGUUUUGGUGGGGGAGGUUGAUUUCCUUGAGCGUCCAAUCAUUGCCUUUAUCCGACUUUCGCCUGCUAUUCUUCUCACCGGACUGACCGAAGUGCCCGUCCCGACAAGGUUUCUCUUCCUGCUGUUAGGGCCUUUCGGUAAAGGAGCCCAGUACCAUGAGAUUGGCAGAUCUAUAGCUACGUUGAUGACAGAUGAGAUCUUUCAUGAUGUAGCAUACAAAGCCAAAGACAGGAAUGACCUUCUGUCCGGCAUUGAUGAGUUCUUGGACCAGGUGACCGUUCUGCCUCCAGGAGAAUGGGACCCCACGAUACGAAUCGAGCCUCCAAAGAGUGUCCCGUCUCAGGAGAAGAGGAAGAUGCCAUCUAUGCCGAAUGGCUCUACUCCACAAUCAGAUGUGAUCAAACAAGAAGCACACCAUGCUGGACCUGAACUGCAGAGGACGGGACGGAUAUUUGGGGGUCUGGUACUAGACUUGAAGCGGAAAGCUCCAUUUUACUGGAGCGAUGUUCGGGAUGCUCUAAGCCUGCAGUGUUUGGCCUCCAUCCUUUUCCUCUAUUGUGCCUGUAUGUCCCCCGUCAUUACCUUCGGAGGCCUUCUGGGGGAAGCCACCAAAAACAACAUAAGUGCCAUUGAGUCUCUGUUUGGAGCUUCACUCACCGGUGUGGCCUUCUCUCUGUUUGCUGGUCAGCCUCUCACUAUCCUUGGCAGCACCGGGCCAGUUCUGGUUUUUGAGAAGAUUCUUUUUAAGUUCUGCAGUGACUACGGUUUGUCCUACCUCCCUCUGCGCACCAGCAUUGGCCUGUGGACGGCUUUCUUGUGCCUUCUUCUGGUUGCCACAGAUGCCAGCUCUCUGGUGUGCUACAUAACCAGAUUCACAGAGGAGGCCUUCGCUGCUCUCAUCUGCAUCAUCUUCAUCUACGAGGCCUUGGAGAAGCUCUUCCAGCUGGGGAAAAUGUACCCUUUCAACAUGCAUGACGAUUUGAACAACCUCACAUUUUACACAUGUCAGUGUUCGCCUCCAUCCAAUACCACACAGAAGAUGGAGCAGUCAUGGAACCAGUCAGGGUUUACUUAUGACACCAUUAAUUGGACUGAGCUUAAUGUGCAAGAUUGCAGGGAUUUUCAUGGCGAGUUUGUGGGUCCUGCCUGUGGACAGAAUGGCCCGUACAUCCCUGAUGUGUUGUUCUGGUCUGUCAUUCUCUUCUUCACCACUUUCUUCCUCUCGUCCUUCCUCAAGCAGUUCAAGACCAAGCGCUAUUUUCCCACUAAGGUCCGCUCUUCCAUCAGUGACUUUGCAGUUUUUCUAACCAUCAUGAUCAUGGUCUUGGUGGAUUAUCUAGUGGGCAUCCCCUCUCCUAAACUGCACGUCCCAGACAGAUUUGAGCCCACGUCUAAGAAUCGGGGUUGGCUGAUAUCUCCUUUGGGUGAUAAUCCCACAUGGACACUGUUUGCAGCCGCUAUUCCUGCUCUGCUGUGUACCAUCCUCAUCUUCAUGGACCAGCAGAUCACCGCUGUCAUCAUCAACCGCAAAGAACACAAGCUCAAGAAAGGCUGCGGGUAUCACCUUGAUCUUUUGGUGGUGGCUGUGAUGCUCGGCGUGUGCUCCAUCAUGGGUUUGCCCUGGUUUGUCGCUGCCACCGUCCUCUCCAUCUCUCACGUCAACAGUCUGAAGGUGGAGUCGGAGUGUUCGGCUCCGGGAGAACAGCCCAAGUUCCUCGGCAUCCGUGAGCAGAGGGUCACCGGCCUCAUGAUCUUUGUGCUUAUGGGACUUUCUGUCUUUAUGACAUCGAUACUCAAGUUUAUACCAAUGCCUGUGUUAUAUGGAGUGUUCCUCUACAUGGGUGUCUCAUCACUGAGAGGCAUACAGUUCUUUGACCGUAUUAAGCUGUUUGGGAUGCCAGCAAAGCACCAGCCUGACUUGAUCUACCUGAGAUACGUGCCACUGUGGAAGGUUCACAUAUUCACAUUAGUUCAGCUCACCUGCCUGGUGCUUCUGUGGGUCAUCAAAGUGUCUGCUGCCGCUGUCGUCUUUCCUAUGAUGGUUCUUGCUCUGGUUUUCAUUCGGAAGCUUCUAGAUUUCUGCUUUACUAAGAGAGAGCUCAGCUGGUUGGAUGACCUGAUGCCAGAAAGCAAGAAGAAAAAGGAGGAUGACAAAAAGAAAAAAGCUAAAGAGGAAGCACAGCGCAUGAUGGAGGCAGAAGAAGAAAUAGAAAUCCCCUUUGACGGUGGUGACCAGCUGGAAAUUCCUGAAAAAUCCCUUAAAAUCAGCACUGACCCGUCUGUGGUUAACAUUUCUGAUGAGAUGGCCAAAAUCGCUGCGUGGAAAGCUGUUGCCACCAGCUCUGACUCUGCCACACUAUUGAAAGCUAGUGCCAGUGAGGAGAAGACGGCCUGCAUUAAGAUCCGUGUGGAAGAUGAAGAUGAGGAUGAGGAGGACAAGCGUGUGGAUACAGAGACAUCUUUAUGAGAUUCACUGUGGUCCCUUCCCAGAAUCCUCUAGUCUGAGCUCUGCUGCUGCUCACCUGUGAGUCAAGCCAAAGGUAGAGAAGCCGACAUAUGACUUCCAGGUGUAUUUAUCCCAGUUUCUCUUUUAAACCACAACCAACAAGCUCGUUUUAUUUUCUACAAGUUAGUUUUUAAUAUUCAAAAAAGCACCAUUUGAGAGGUAAAGGGUGCUGUGAGCAACCCAGACUGUUAGGUUUCACUUUUUUAUUUUCUUAUUUAAUUUUCUCAACAUAUGUAUGAAGACAAAGUCUUUUAGAGUUAGUUUUACACGCAAACACUGUUUAUAACGGUACCGGUUAUCAAAUCGUCACUUUAGAUGUUCUUUUUAGUACAUUUAGACCUGUUGUUUGUUGCAGAGUGCUGAUUUUUUUUAAAUACGUAAAUGCACAUAUUAGAAAAACGUCAAAUGUUAUGACGAGAGAAAAAAAGUGUAUAAAGCACACUUUAAAAUGUCACGUGUUAAAAAGAAGAUAUAAUUAAUGUACUUUAACUGUAAAAUAAUCAUAUUAAAUUGAUGGUCUAAAAGAUUAUUGAUGAUUUAUGUAAUUAUAAUAUAUGAGAUCAGAAUAAGAACGAAUGGAAGUCUGUUAAAUCAAUUCCUGCAAAUAAAUUGAGGUCAGAAAUAUUCAAGCUUGCUGUAAAUUGUCUAAAAUGGGAUAGUUCACUCAGAAACUCAAUCUGCUGUUCAUUUACUUUCCUUCAAGCAGUCUAAGAUACAGAUGACUUUCUUUUUCUUCAGUAGAGCUGAUAUUAGAUGAAAUUUGGCGAUUUAUUAAAUGCAUGUCAACAGUUUUAGAGUAAUGCCUUCUAAUAUUUUGAGAUAAAAAAAUAAAAAAAAACAUAGAGACAAAACAAAGUAACGCCUGUUGCUAUUGAUGAUACACUGAUGUCUCAGCCAAUUCGAAUGGUAUCACUCAAUUGAAUGGGCGUUAUUAGCUGAUAGAUAUGGGCCAGUAGAGGCCUUUUGGGUCUACUGGUUUGCUAUGAAGGCUGUUAUCAUCCAUCCACAUGGUUAAUCCGCUAUAGAUCACAUACAGCUGCAGCCGAGAAUUAUUUAUAUUAUUUAUUAAGUUUCCCAUUAAUAGUAUUUUAAUAACGUCUACCUCUACUCCAACCCUAAACCCAACCACCACAGUAAUGUAAAACAGAUCUGACUUCCAAUUAUGACUUAACUCAAAAUAAUGACCUGUUGAA